AUGUUCUCUAACAUCAUCCGCUCGGAACAACGACAUGGGGGAGACACAGUGACGGUCACUGACCCUCGAACCCUCACCGAGCUUUGGCCGGUCCCAAUGGCCACUGAAAACGACUUGGACGAGGCGGUACAGGCAGCCCGUGAGGCAUUCCCCAUCUGGAAAGCCCGGCCUCUGGAAGAUCGACAGCAAUGUCUGCACCGGAUGGCAGACGAGCUGGAGACUCGACAAGACGAGCUCCGUCCUAUCCUUGCCAAGGAGUCAGGCAGAUCGGAUGUCCUGGCGAAAAUUGAGAUUGACGAUGCCUUGCGAAAACAAAGACUCUACUUCUCUUUCUCUCUUUCCCUCUCUGUCGAGUAUGAGGAUGAAUCCGUCCGAAUCGUCUUCACGUAUCCUCCGCUGGGGGUGGUCGGCGCCAUAUGCCCGUGGAACUUCCCGCUGGUGUUGGAGGUGGGCAAGGGUUUAGCGGCCUUGGUUAUGGGCAACUGUGUGAUCGUAAAGCCCUCCCCGAUGACCCCGUACGCGACUCUGAAAUUUGUUGAAUAUACACUAGAUAUCCGAGUACUCCAGGCGCUGAAUGAGAGCAACGAGGUCGGGGCGCGCAUGACCACCCAUCCGGACAUCGACAAAAUCAGUUUCACCGGAUCCACCGCCACGGGCCGCCGUAUAGCAGAAAGCGCGGGGCGGUCGCUCAAGCGCGUGACGCUGGAGCUCGGGGGCAACGAUGCCAGCAUCGUCUGCGCUGACAUCGAUGUGAACGAGGUGGCCGCCCGAGUGGCCCAAGGGUGCUUCUUCCAUGCGGGUCAGAUGUGUGUGGCCACCAAGCGAGUCUACGUCCACCGCGACGUCCUGCCGCAGUUCCGCUCCGCCUUCAUCGCUGCAGUUCAGAAGAUCGUCAUCGACCGCGCGGCCGAGCACUCCCCGCUAUUCAGCCCGCUGCAGAACCGCAUGCAGUACCAGAUUGUUCAAGACUUCCUCGCUGAUAGCGCCAAACAAGUUCACACCUUCUCUGUGGGCGGCCCCGAGCGCGACGGGAAACCGCUGCCGGGGUUGUACAUCUCCCCAACCGUGGUGGAUCGUCCGCCCGACAAUGCCCGCAUCGUCCAGGAAGAACAAUUUGGGCCCGUUAUCCCCAUUCUUGAGUGGUCCGACGAGGCCGAGCUCAUCCGCCGCGUGAAUGCCACCGAGAGCGGGUUGGGUGCCUGUGUCUGGGCGCUCGAUGUGGCGACGGCGGAGCGCAUUGCACGCCAGCUGGAGGUCGGAACGGUAUGGCUCAAUAGUUUCGCAAACCCCCACCCCCAUGGAUACUUUUCGGGUUGGAAACAAAGUGGAAUUGGAGGUGAAUGGGGACGUCAGGGUCUGCUGUCCUAA
This is a messenger RNA of Aspergillus japonicus CBS 114.51, 1368 nucleotides long. Its product is annotated as aldehyde dehydrogenase family protein. The record is from RefSeq and is a predicted model, not a curated record. The transcript has 4 exons. Gene Ontology annotation, molecular function: aldehyde dehydrogenase (NAD+) activity. NCBI's taxonomy places the organism in Eukaryota, Fungi, Ascomycota, Eurotiomycetes, Eurotiales, Aspergillaceae. The coding region runs from base 1 to 1368 and encodes 455 amino acids.